Molecule: messenger RNA, 2396 nt
Organism: Mangifera indica (mango)
Lineage: Eukaryota; Viridiplantae; Streptophyta; Magnoliopsida; Sapindales; Anacardiaceae
Product: sterol 3-beta-glucosyltransferase UGT80A2-like
Exons: 14
Coding region: 223-2118 (631 amino acids)
Biological process (GO): carbohydrate metabolic process
Molecular function (GO): hexosyltransferase activity; UDP-glycosyltransferase activity
Source: RefSeq, a predicted model, not a curated record
CGCAAGCAUCACCAACUCCAUUGAACGUGCCUUCCCUACUGAAUAAUUAAUUCUGAGAACAAAAAUCUCCCUCAUUUUCUGUCGUUUUCUUAGAAUUCAAACACGCAAUUGACGCAAAGAUUGAGAGUACUAAACAACACACUUCCUAGUUGGGCAAAUCUGAAUCAGGAAGAGCUUGGCCAACCACAGUCAGGGAGUUGGCCGGCAUCGGGCGUGACGCCGAUGGCGGAGACUCGAGAAAAUUUUCGGUCAUCUUCUUCUUCUUCUUCAAGUUCAAGUGAACUUUCUGUGAAGUUUGAGCGCAGAAUAGGUGUUGUAAGUAGCAGCGAAGGUAAAGAAAUGGAUUCCAGAGAGACGAGUACGGGAGGCGGUACCGUAAAUAAUGGACAUUCCGAGUCUUCAGGAAAUUCUGGGAAAAGUCUUCCUAAGAUACGGACUCCACAGAAGGACUUGUCAAGCGCAGAGAAACAGGGGCAAGUUUCAAGUCCGCUUAAGUUGGAAAGAGCAAAAACUGAGAGUCACAGACUCCGUAGUAUACUUGCUGAACAGGCAGCCCAAAUUUUUGAUAACAAUAUAUCUGUCGAGCAGAAGAUUAAAUUGUUGAACAGAAUAGCUACUGUGAAAGAUGAUGGAACUGUUGAAUUUGAAGUUCCUGGAGAUGUUGAACCCCAUGAUCUUGGUGCUGCAUCUGAAAAUUUAUGUAGUGAAUUUGUUAAUGAAGAGCCCCUUGACUCACAAGACUAUCUAUGCAUACCACCAUUGCAAAUAGUAAUGCUAAUUGUAGGCACUCGCGGCGAUGUACAACCAUUUAUUGCGAUUGGUAAACGUCUGCAGGACUAUGGCCAUCGUGUUAGAUUAGCUACUCAUUCAAAUUUCAAAGAUUUUGUGUUGACUGCUGGGUUGGAGUUCUAUCCUUUAGGUGGAGAUCCAAAAGUUCUUGCUGGUUAUAUGGUUAAAAACAAGGGCUUCCUGCCAUCAGACCCUUCUGAGAUACCCAUUCAACGAAAUCAGAUGAAACAAAUCAUUAACUCUCUACUUCCAGCUUGCAAAGAGCCUGAUUUAGAUUCUGGUAUUGCCUUCAAGCCGGAUGCAAUCAUUGCUAAUCCCCCAGCAUACGGGCAUACCCAUGUUGCAGAGGCACUAAAAGUACCGAUUCAUAUAUUUUUCACAAUGCCAUGGACGCCGACCAGUGAGUUUCCACAUCCUUUGUCACGUGUCAAGCAAUCAGCUGGAUAUCGAUUAUCGUAUCAAAUCGUUGACUCAUUGAUUUGGCUUGGAAUUCGGGACAUGAUAAAUGAUGUUAGGAAAAAGAAGCUGAAGCUACGACCUGUCACUUAUUUGAGCAGUUCCCAGGGUUCUGAUUCUGAUAUUCCACAUGGAUAUAUAUGGAGUCCUCACCUUGUUCCUAAACCAAAAGACUGGGGACCAAAGGUUGAUGUGGUAGGAUUCUGCUUCCUUGAUCUUGCAUCCAAUUAUGAACCUUCAGAAUCACUUGUAAAAUGGCUUGAUGCUGGUACAAAGCCUAUUUAUAUAGGAUUCGGCAGCCUUCCUGUUCAAGAGCCAGAGAAAAUGACCCAAAUAAUUGUGGAAGCACUGGAAACAAGUGGACAGAGGGGUAUCAUUAACAAAGGCUGGGGUGGCCUUGGCAACUUUGCAGAACCGAAGGACUUUGUGUACUUGUUGGACAAUUGCCCUCAUGACUGGCUGUUCUUACAAUGUAAGGCUGUGGUUCAUCAUGGUGGUGCUGGAACAACUGCUGCCGGUCUUAGAGCAGCGUGCCCAACAACGAUUGUACCUUUCUUCGGUGACCAACUUUUCUGGGGAGAGCAGGUACAUGCCAGAGGAGUAGGUCCUCCACCCAUCCCAGUUGAAGAGUUCUCACUUGCUAAGUUGGUUGAUGCAAUAAAGUUCAUGCUAGAUCCAGAGGUGAAGCAGCGUGCAAUUGAGCUCGCAAGGUCCAUGGAGAAAGAAGAUGGAGUAACUGGUGCAGUUAAGGCAUUUUUUAGGCAUUAUCCUCAUCAGGAGGCUCAGACUAAGCCCGAGACCAAUGUUGAGGCAGAGCCAUCAACAGAACCAUCACGUUUUUUCUCCAUUAGGAGAUGUUUUGGUUGUUCUUGAGUCUCAUAAAUGCCUAUACUCCAUCCUCGUAUCAUUGUCAAUCACACAACCCUUGUCGUAUCACAUAAUAAGAUAAACGUCCUCAACAGUUUACUCAGCCUCCCUUUGUGAAUUCUUUGCCGAAAGUCCUGUCCCCGCUUGCGGACUCAAAAUUUUUUGGGUUUUGCUGAGUCAACAUUUAUUAAUUGCAUAGCCUUCUUAUCGUUCAUUUAUAUGUAUUAAAGGGAAUGUGGUUUUGUACAAGGUUGUUGCUUUUAGCCAUUUCGACUUCAUUUUUA